This is a messenger RNA of Bacidia gigantensis, 516 nucleotides long. RefSeq lists its product as uncharacterized. NCBI's taxonomy places the organism in Eukaryota, Fungi, Ascomycota, Lecanoromycetes, Lecanorales, Ramalinaceae. The transcript has a single exon. The record is from RefSeq and is a predicted model, not a curated record. The coding region runs from base 1 to 516 and encodes 171 amino acids. Gene Ontology annotation, molecular function: oxidoreductase activity, acting on paired donors, with incorporation or reduction of molecular oxygen; monooxygenase activity; iron ion binding.
AUGCUCCGUCGUCCAUUCGCUCGCAUGCAGUAUCGGAAUCUCAAGGGUUUUGGCGAGUACAUUGAAGAUCUGAUUGGUGAUCUCAAAGGAUGCACGGAGGCUGUUGUCGAUUUGCAACCGCAUUUCUUCCGCUUUACCCUCGCUACUACAACUGCUUUGAUCUUUGGCCAGCCUAUCAAGGAGAAUAAAAGUGUAAAGCAUCAAUCCUUUGCGAGCAACUUUGAUUACGCCUCAAGAAUCUCAGCAAUACGCAUUCGCCUUGCAGAUUUUCACUGGGCUUACACAACCUCGACAUAUACUCGUGCGUGCGAGAAGGUGAAAGACUACGCUGAUAGCUUCGUAAAGCAUGCAUUGGACAAUCAGAGCUCUGCUUCUGAAGACGCUACAUCUCAAUACGCAUUCCUCAAAGACCUUUUUGAGGAAUACAAAGACCCAACACUUGUCCGCGAUCAACUGAUUCACGUUCUAAUUGCUGGCAGGGAUACGACAGCUUGUCUGCUUUCUUGGGCGUUGUGA